Molecule: messenger RNA, 692 nt
Organism: Odocoileus virginianus texanus
Lineage: Eukaryota; Metazoa; Chordata; Mammalia; Artiodactyla; Cervidae
Gene: BATF3
Product: basic leucine zipper ATF-like transcription factor 3
Biological process (GO): regulation of transcription by RNA polymerase II
Cellular component (GO): nucleus
Molecular function (GO): RNA polymerase II cis-regulatory region sequence-specific DNA binding; DNA-binding transcription factor activity, RNA polymerase II-specific
Source: RefSeq, a predicted model, not a curated record
CCGGCAUGUCUCAAGGGCUCCCGGCGGCCGGCAGCGUCCUGCACAGGAGCAUCUCGGUGCCCGGGAACCAGACGCGGCCACAGAGCCCUGAGGAUGACGACAGGAAGGUCCGGAGGCGAGAGAAAAACCGGGUUGCUGCACAGAGAAGUCGGAAGAAGCAGACCCAGAAGGCUGACAAACUCCACGAGGAGUACGAGAGCUUGGAGCAGGAAAACACUGUGCUGCGGAGGGAGAUCGGGAAGCUGACGGAGGAGCUGAAGCACCUGAGCGAGGCUCUGAAGGAGCACGAGAAGGUGUGCCCGCUGCUGCUGUGCCCCUUGAACUUCGUCCCCUUGCCGCGGCCCGACCCCGUGGCUGGCUGCCUGCCCCGGUGAACCAGCCAGGAGCCCGGCGAGUCGGUGGUUUUCACCUCCCCGGAGGAGGCUUCUCUCCACAUCCGUGUGCCUGGGUCACCUCUUUGGAGCUCCGGGCUGGGUCCUCGGUGGCCCAGGCUCAGCGUGACGCUCCCCGCAGGAGCCCGAUUCAGAGCCUCCAGCGGGGCCAGGCCGGAGUCGCUGUGCUUCUGCUUUGGCAGCUAGUACCUUCCCUUGCAGAGUCAUUUCCGCUAGCAUAUGCAUAAUAAAGGCGUUGUCGGGACUUCCUUGGUGGUCCAGUGGCUAAGACUCCCAGCUCUCCCAAUGCAGGGAGCCCCU